Molecule: messenger RNA, 1164 nt
Organism: Symbiodinium sp. CCMP2456
Lineage: Eukaryota; Dinophyceae; Suessiales; Symbiodiniaceae
Source: the annotation of a GenBank genome assembly
AUGGCACCGAGACGCUCGGUAUCCUGGCUUCUCUUGGCGGCGAAUCUCCAUCUAACCGCUGGACGUGGUAUUACCAUCACUCCUAGCUCCAUCUCAGCCAAAAAGCAGACGCAGCUCACCUUCACAGGAGCCAAGAAUGGCGACAAAGUGUUCUUUACCAAAGCCGAAUGCUCUGCUGUGACGGAUGAUGCCGCUGCUGUGAUCAAGAACGGCAGAGCAGCAAUCACCGUUGCCGAGGAAGCGAGCGGCCUGAAGCUUUGCCUGAAGCCGGCGGGUGGUGCAAUCGCCGAGCAGGCUGGAGUUAGCUUGAAUGUCAUCAAACCCACUCCGCCCUCGGUUGUGGAAUCGGUCAGUCGCAGCUCCAUCACCCGAGGGGUCACGACAUCGGUGACGCUGAAGGGAGCGGAGGCCAAUGCAAAAGCAGUCUUUGUCCCCGUUGAAAAGGAUUGCAGUGACGCAUCUCCCAAAGCAGUUUUGAAUGUGGACGGGAAAGGUUCCUUCACCAUCCCCACCGCAGGCAAGACCGGAGAGUAUAAGCUUUGCUACCAGUCUCCUGGUGGGAGCGAUUCAGUGCAGCAGACGGCGGCCAAGGGUGUCGUGAAGCUGCAGGUUCAAGAGUCUGCUACAACAAGCCAGGAUGAAAUCACGGGCAUCUCACCAAGCCUGAUCACGGUGAACGUGCCGACCGUGGUGUCCUUCACCGGCGCUGCGACAGGGGACAAAGCGGUUUUUGUGCACUCGGCAUCUUCGGACUGUGCAGCGGUCACGCCCGAGAAAGAUGUUGGCGCUGGACAUGCGAUGUUCACCAUCACGACGGCAGGUGAGUACACCUUGUGCUAUCGAUCUGCGGGUGCACAGGAUUCUGUUGCCCAGAAUGGAGAAGGGGUGAAACUGCAGGUCAAAGCGCCUGGCGUCACCAAAGAGAUGGUUGGGCGCUGGCAGAGCAAGGAGGGACAGCUGGAUUGCACGUCGCUGACAUACGUGCCUUACUGCGGUGUAUCGCAAGAAGAGAAAUGCAGCCGAACGUACAUGGUCCAGUCUGGUAUCGGUUACAAGUGUAGUUGGAAUCUUCAAGCAUGGCCUCCAAAAUGCACGGUCGAGUCUGCAACAGAUGUUGCAAAAAUCUGCAUGUCGGGAAGAUGCGCAAAUGACGCUUGUUGGUGA